AGCGGAGACUGAAUCUAGGGGCAAGGCGAGUUCAGAUCCUAUGGAGAAACACUGGGGACAGAGGGGAGGAGCAAACUAACUGCUCUGCACAGCUUAUGUGCCAGCAUAUUGAAUUAAUGCUCAGCGCACUGUUGAGCUCCGAGGCUGCAGCUCAUCGGACCACUAGAUGUACUCUGACUUUUACCUGUGCAGCUGAUCCACCGAGGCACGCUGCAGAAACAAGCUGGGAGAAAAGCAACAAGACUUCCGGUAGCCUUUUUGUGUCUGUGUCUCAACUUGGAACUUGUCAGAGAGCGUCAGUCUAAGGUGUCAACAUGCUGGAACAGGUUCUGUCAUUCGGCCGCUCCUUGGUGCGAAGGAAAGUGGUUGACAUGAACAGCCUGGAGGACUCCAAGCUCUGCCGCUGCCUGGGAACCGUCGACCUCAUUGCCCUGGGGGUGGGCAGCACUCUGGGCGCCGGCGUCUACGUCCUGGCUGGAGAGGUGGCCAAGGGAGACUCUGGCCCUAGCAUCGUCAUCUCCUUCCUAAUCGCUGCCCUCGCCUCCGUCAUGGCCGGCCUGUGCUACGCCGAGUUUGGCGCCCGCGUCCCAAAGACCGGCUCUGCCUACCUUUACAGUUACGUGACAGUAGGGGAGAUCUGGGCCUUCAUCACCGGCUGGAACCUAAUCCUCUCUUACGUUAUUGGGACCUCCUCAGUCGCCAGAGCGUGGAGUGGCACGUUCGACGAAAUGAUAGGAGGACACAUAGAGAGAUUCUGUAAAACCUACUUCAGCAUGAACGCUCCUGGUCUGGCUCAGUACCCUGACUUCUUCGCUGUCUGCCUGAUUCUGCUACUUUCUGGACUCCUGUCGUUCGGAGUGAAGGAGUCAGCCUGGGUCAAUAAAAUCUUCACUGCGGUCAACGUGCUCGUGCUCCUGUUCGUCAUCGUCUCCGGCUUCGUCAAAGGGGACACGCAAAACUGGCAGAUAAGCGAAGAGUCCCUUGUGAAUGUCACUGUAGUCAGAAGGAACUUGUCAGCGACGGCCAACGUCAGCAGUGAUUACGGAGCCGGAGGAUUCAUGCCUUAUGGUUUCAGCGGGACCUUAGCCGGUGCUGCCACCUGCUUCUACGCUUUCGUUGGUUUCGACUGCAUCGCAACAACAGGCGAGGAGGUGAGGAACCCUCAGAGGGCCAUUCCCAUUGGGAUCGUGGUUUCGCUGACUGUGUGCUUCCUGGCGUACUUUGGUGUGUCGGCCGCCCUCACCCUGAUGAUGCCCUACUACCUGCUGGAUGAAAAGAGCCCUCUGCCCAUGGCCUUUGAAUACGUGGGCUGGAGUCCUGCCAAAUAUGUAGUCGCUGUGGGUUCACUGUGUGCCCUCUCCACCAGUCUGCUGGGCUCCAUUUUCCCUAUGCCCCGUGUAAUCUAUGCUAUGGCACAGGAUGGGGUGCUUUUCAAAGCCUUAGCCCGAAUCAAUCCUAAGACGAAGACCCCACUUAUUGCCACUAUGACCUCCGGUGUAGUUGCAGCCAUCAUGGCUUUCCUGUUUGACCUGAAAGCCCUGGUGGACAUGAUGUCCAUCGGAACUCUGCUGGCCUACUCGCUGGUUGCUGUGUGUGUACUCAUUCUCAGGUACCAGCCAGAUAUCACUCUGGCGCGGCAGGCAGGUAAAGGUGAGAGGGACUACCUGUCAUCCGAACACGGUGAGUCGGACUUGACAGAGUCAGAGUCCCACCUCAACAUGUUGAAAAGUGGCGGCUCCAGCCUCCAGACCGUCCUGCAUCCUCCCGUCUCACCUACUGAGCAAUCGUCCAGUGUCGUCAACAUGUCAAUCUGCGUGCUGGUGCUUGUAGUGUGCGUGGUCAGCUACCUCACCACGUACCACAUUGGCUGCAUCCUUGACGUGCAAGUGUGGAUCCUGGCGCUGCUGUCCGCGUGUCUCCUCGUCUUCUCCGGCUGCGUCUUCAUGGUCUGCAGGCAGCCUCAGACCAGCAAGAAGGUCUCCUUCAUGGUGCCCCUUCUGCCUUUCCUGCCUAUUCUGAGUAUAUUCGUCAAUAUUUACCUCAUGGUUCAGCUGAGUGGAGACACCUGGAUACGUUUCUCUGUGUGGAUGGCAGUAGGCUUUCUGAUCUACUUUGGCUACGGCAUGUGGCACAGCGUGGAGCGCCAGCGCCAACUCCAGGGCGCUCAGGGCUCAGGCAGCAGCGCCCAGGAAGACGGGAAGGACGGCGUAGGCGCAGAAGGAAAGGACCAGGAGCGUUUCAUCUGCCCAGAGAAGACCAGCCAGUUUUAAAGUUUCAUCCACAGACUCUGUGAGGCGACAGAUGCAUAAAAGCACACAGCAGCUAUGCCUUGAUGCACCUGUACACACAGCUUCACCAUGUGUGCUUUGCUCACGUGCGCAUUCAGUCUGCGCAGGCAGCGCCGGUAUACUGUAUGAGCGGCCACGUGAUGAGGGCCCGCUCUAUAUCUGCGAUGGGACCACGUCCUGUCGGCCACAUUGUGCUUUACGGACAGCGUGGGGUUGAACGGACAGGUAACACACUGGAGGGUGAUGUUCAUUUCCUUUAACACUGAAGCAGUCAAAGCACGGCUGCAGCUUUUCUGUUUUCUUCAUGGACUUGGGUUUGUACUGCAUGGCACACAUUUCUUCUGUUAAUUUUUACAUUUUAAGCAGGUUUGCACAGGCGUUUUUUUUUUAAUGUGUGUUUCUUAUAAGGGUGCUGGAAAAGGACCAAGGUUAAAGAUGCAUUGUUUAUCAACUAAUCUAGAUAUAUACUGUAUAUUUUACAUCAUUUUUGAGCAUUAUUUCAUAUGCAUACGUGUGAAACUCACAUCUGUAUACAAAAUCAUGAAGAUAUUUAGACCAACGUGCAUGUCAUGUAGUUUUGUAUUCACUUUGACUCAGCCUAAAGUUAAACGAAGGCCACUGGAAAUGUUUUUGCCUUGUGUCGUGUAACAAAUCAUGUAAAUCUUUACUGUAGUUAGUGAAAUCUUUGUGGUUUGUGCAUCUUGUUUUGACUUUGACUCGUAGACUGUAAAUAAAGAUGGACACUGAACUGCACCACAAAAGUGAAGCCAAAGUCGGUAGAGCUCCCCCUGGUGUCUGGCUGCAGUUUAGGUCAUAAGCUCCACCUCCUACAUGUUAGUGGAUGGGCUAAAUUAAAACACUAAAAUACAUGUCAAUUUUUUAUUUUUUUUCUAGGGAUGAUUUCUGUCAAUUUAGGUAGUUAAUAUAAUGUCAAUGCAUGUUCAAGCGUUAAUUUUUCUGCCAAGUUCAGUUUUAGUUAGUUAUUUGACGCUAGCAACAGGGAGUAGUCCAACAUUUCCUUGUAACUGGUGGAGAUGGAGAACAGGAUUAAUUAAAUAUCUGGGGGAAGUGUGGGUGAGUAAUCGAUAACGAGGCUCCUCAUGGCUCCACCCUUGCAAAUACUUGGGAAAAUAGCCUCAGUCUGGCCAAAGCAAGGGAGUCCAUAUUUAUAUACAGUCUAUGCUCCGACCUGUUACAUUCUGUACAGAAAGAUUGUGAUUUGAUACAGGACUCAGAAACUAUGUGGUUUCGUUUUUCUCUCUGUCAUAUUUUCCUGUUUGUUAAAUAUUCUGUGCUAAUUGGAAACAGUUGCAGACAUGUUAAUAUAUCAUUGAGGUGGGAAGAGAUUCUAUCAAUGUUUCCAUUGUCUCCCAUGUGCUGGUGUUUCGCUCAAUGAGCUCGGGGCUAUAACAGAAAACUUGCUUGGUGGCUGAUCUGCGCUACCAGUGUUUAAUACCAUCUGCUGUGGAGGGAUGUGUUCAGCGGUCGAAAUAAGUGUGGAACAAAUACAGGAGCGUUUCUCAGCAGGAGUCUAUUCUACUACACUGAACCUCGACACUGACAAGCGUCGAGUCUCCCAUCGUGGUUACAGGAUAUGUAGUGUAGAAAUAGAAAUAGAAACAUAGUGCCACUCGCUGCCUUUCACAAACACAACAAAAUAAAAUGUGUUUUCCAGUAA
Messenger RNA from Mugil cephalus (flathead mullet), 3966 nucleotides. RefSeq names its product solute carrier family 7 member 2 (gene slc7a2). Gene Ontology annotation, molecular function: amino acid transmembrane transporter activity. Gene Ontology annotation, biological process: transmembrane transport; amino acid transport. Bases 315 to 2270 code for a protein of 651 amino acids. The transcript is spliced from 12 exons. NCBI's taxonomy places the organism in Eukaryota, Metazoa, Chordata, Actinopteri, Mugiliformes, Mugilidae. The record is from RefSeq and is a predicted model, not a curated record. Gene Ontology annotation, cellular component: plasma membrane.